Molecule: messenger RNA, 1041 nt
Organism: Neolamprologus brichardi
Lineage: Eukaryota; Metazoa; Chordata; Actinopteri; Cichliformes; Cichlidae
Gene: ch25hl1.1
Product: cholesterol 25-hydroxylase like 1, tandem duplicate 1
Biological process (GO): lipid biosynthetic process
Molecular function (GO): iron ion binding; oxidoreductase activity
Source: RefSeq, a predicted model, not a curated record
ACAACAAGCAGCCUUCAUUGGUAUCACACCAAGAUGCUGAACAUCAUUGAACCUUACCUGCAGUUCUUGCCUUGCAGGAGCUCAGACCAUCUUCUGCAGCCAUUCUGGGAUUAUUUACUUUUUCACUAUAUGCCUCUCAUCUCAUCCCCAUUUUUCCCCGUCCUACUCGCCUUUUCUAGCUAUUUUUUCUUCAGCUUACCUUUUUCUGUGCUGGACCUCUUGGGAGAAAAGGUGCCUUUAUUCCAUCAGUACAAGAUCCAACCAAACAGGAAACCAACUUUGAAAAUGAUGAGUGACAACUUCAUGGUCACUUUUUAUAACCACAUCUUCUUUGUUUUACCAGCUGUAAUAAUCAGUAUUUUCAUUAUGCCUGCACCACCACUGCCACGAGAUGCUCCCACAGUAUAUGAACUGUUUAUUGGUAUGCUGGCUGUACUGCUCCUCUUUGACACUCAGUACUUUAUUUGGCAUUUCAUGCAUCAUAAGCAUCCUCAGCUUUACCGCUGGAUCCAUGCAGUCCAUCACGAAUACAUAGCACCUUUCUCAUGGUCAAGUGAGCGGCUCAGCAUCCCAGAGCUGAUGACGGUGGGAUUCUGGAGCAAUUAUGAUCCAAUUCUUCUAAACUGUCACCCGCUGACCACAUGGUGCAUUACAGUUUUUAGCAUCUGGAUGUCUGUUGAAGACCACAUAGGCUAUGACUUGCCAUGGACCUUGAACCACCUGGUGCCUUUGGGGCUGCUGGGUGGAGCACCAGCGCAUGACAUGCACCACCAGAGGCCGAGCACCAACUAUGCUCCUUUCUUCAGCCACUGGGACAGAAUUUUUGGCACUGCUGCCCCUUUGAAGAAAAAAAAUGAACUGAAAAGCAAAUAAGAACUGUUCUGUCAAUAAAGCCUGUUUUUUUAUGUGGCAUUGUUAGCACUGCAACACUGUUUUAAUGCCCAAUCCUUUAAUUAUUGCUUGCUCUAUGUGGGGCCCUUGCUGUCUCCACACUCUUUGGCAGUGUAUAUAUAUAAAUAUAUAAAUAAAUAUAUAAAUAUA